This is a messenger RNA of Caenorhabditis angaria, 9521 nucleotides long. Lineage: Eukaryota; Metazoa; Nematoda; Chromadorea; Rhabditida; Rhabditidae. The record is from the annotation of a GenBank genome assembly.
AUGAUCCUGCGUGUUGUUAUUCUGGCGCUUGUAUGCUUCAUAAUGGUCGUAUACCCAUCCGGCUCAACUGAUUCAAAAAAUGAAGGUAGGAUUAUUUGAGUAGGAGCUGUUGCUCCCAGGCAAAAAAGUCUCCUUUAGAACUCGAAUUUCGUAGAACUUAAAAAAAUAUGAUUUUGUAGGAUGGCUUUAGACAUCAUUGGCUUACUUCAUUUAAAUUCAUAGAGUUCAUUUUGCGAUUUUAAGAAUAAACAAACCCAGUGAAAAAUGCCUCUCGAGAAAUCAAUAAAAUUUGAAUUAUUUAUUUUAUUUAUUUAUUUAUUUAUUUAUUUACGAUGAGAGGAAAAGUACAUCGUGAGAAAAAAGUGAUAAAAUGAAUAGUAAUAUCUUCAAUCUGAUAAUCAAGCUCUAGAGUAAUUAAAAGUCAAAAGUUCAUCGUGAUUAUGACUGAAUUAUGAUAAUAUGUUCAUAAUACUGCAGUUUGAUAGAAAUAUCGAUUAUACAAAUACUAGAAGAGCUUCGCUGGCUAACGCCAUCUACAGUAGUUUGACUUACUUUUUUCUGAUUAAUUUUCCGGUUAGGGAAAGAGAAACAUUGAGAAAUGACUAAAAAUAUUCGACUAUGGGAGAAAUCAGAACGAUCAGAUAAGAAACGUGGCCUAAUAAUUUUUUCGAAUAAAAACGUGAUCUUUUUUACAUGAAAACAGUUUUGAUUUUUCACAAAAAUCGAGUAUUAGCGCCUCGAUGGGAAAGAAUUUAGGAUAGAAUAGUGAAGGUCCCAUCAAAAAUGGUCUUCUGGAAAUUGAGAAAAGUCGAGCGACACAUUUUAAAUCCGAAAAAUACAUUGAGAUUUUCAAACUUUUGAUUCUCCGCGCACCCACAGACAUUUUGAGAAAGAAUGAAUAGGAAGCGCAUCGAGCUGCCAACGUUCAGAAACUUUUUCUUUUUAUGAUCAUCAAUUUUUAUGCGCACAGUUUUGAGAACGGGUCCCGGACAUACUAUUGCCAAAAAAAUUUUCCCAAUUAGUAUAUAUUAUACAAAUAUUAUUACCGAUGAUACUUGAUUUUUGUCUAUUUGUGGCAGGGCUGGUGGGAGUUGACCUUUCGGAAUUUCGGAAGUCCCAUUUUCACUUCCGAUUUUAUUCUCGGAAUUUCGGCAUUCUGAUUUUUUUUCCAAAUAAUUUUUCGAUAGUUCGGAAUUCCGAUUUUUUUCUUCCGACUUUUUUAUUCGGAAUUUCGGAAGUUCUAAUACACAGGAAAAAAGUGAAAAACGACAUUUUUCGAUGAGUUAUCAGAACAAUAAUAGUAAAAAUAGUUGGGAAAAAGUGAAUCUUGUUCGUUAGUUUAUCAAAGACAACAAAUUGUUGACUAUUAUCGAUUAUUAAGAAAUUUUUCACCGUCAUUUCAGUCUUAAAAUAAAGUUUUUUUUAUAAAAUAAUCUAUUCCGAUAUUCCGAGAUUUUUCGAAAGUGAUUCCGACAAAAAAAAGUCGGAAUGAAAAAAAGUGGGAACGAGAGCCGAAAUUAGAGCAAUUCCGAGUUUUUCUUUCGGAAGUGCUUCCGACCAAACUACACGAAAAAACGUCGACAUUCGGAAUUUCGGAAUUCCGAUAUUCCGAUUCCGACCAACCCUGCCAUACACAUUGGGUGAUAAUCCAUCGCCUACCCACAUUAUGGCUAUAUUCCUGCAAUUUUUUUUAUUAUUUCAGAUGAACUCAUCAAUGCCAUUAUUAAAAGUUUAUUGGACGCGAGUACAGAAACUGUGGAUGUGUUAUCGGAUUUGAAUGCAUUAGGACCGAAAUCAACUAUAUUGCUGAAAGCGAUUGUACCCAUUGCAGGAUUGGUUUUGAAUAAAUUAGUUCCGGAGGUAUAGUAUAAUUUUGAAAAAUUCUUGAAAAAAAAUGGGGAGGGGGGGGGGGGGUUUGAAAAAGAGUUUCGAAAAAUUAUCUUUAAAAAAUAGUUGCGAUUUGCUCUUUUUGAAUAAAACUAAAAGAAUCAUCUCGAAUUUCACUAUGUGUACGUCCAGGUUUGUAAUGACCGAAUAAAUUCUAAUGGGGUUAUGCAGAAGAAUGAAAUGUUGACAAAAAAUACAAAAUAUUAUCUGUGAACAUAUUCAGUUUUUGCCCAAAAGAUAUGAUUCCAAAUCUAGAAAUUUCCAAAAAUUCACGUCAUUCUGAUUGACCAUAUUUCACAGCGAAAAAAAAUUUUUUGCUGUGAUUUCAUAAUUUUAGGUUCAGCCAUUCCUAUGUUAUUUUGUCCGGUGGGUUUUGCAGUCUUACAAGGAGUGUCUUUUAAUUUUAAGUUUAUUUAUUUAUUUAUUCAUAUAUCACAUAUAAUAAUACAAUUUAAGGCACCGACAAAAAAGAAAAAAAUAAUAAAAGUCAGAGAUCAGAGUGUGCGAGAGAACAAAAUGAAGAGAAAGGUGAUGUUGAAUAGUAAGAUGGACAUUUGUACCGGAAAGAGUACUUUUGUCCAAAUGUUAACUGUGAGAUUUUAAGGUUUUAAGAAGUGUUCGGGUGGGAGAGAUUUAAGAUGGCGAGUUAAGGUGAGAGGAAGGCGAAAAUUUGUUAGUGUUUUAGAGGUUUUAUUCCAGAGUGAAAGAUUUUUAUGAAAAAAAGAGUUAUUUUUGGUGCUCGGAUUUUUUAGAUGUAUUUGAAAGUAUGAAAAUUUUAUGUGAAUAAUUACAGAGCAGUAAUGCAAUGUAAAUAUGUGAGUAUAUAUAACUUUUUUUAUAGCCAACGUCAGACGAAUAUAAAAUGCUCAUCAAAUUGAAAUUACGCACAAAAGAGAUAUGGAAAGAUAUCAAUAGCAAAAUUAAUAUAGCAAACGUUGCUUUCGCUGAUUCAUUUGUGUUUAACAAUUACAAAUUAGUAAGCCCGAUCCUGUCAAGUUUUCGAUCAAUUGAAAUCUCCAAUUUCAGAGAGUAGUCGAUCAAAUUAAUGACAUGAAAGUGCUUAACAAGCAAUACCUCGAUCCAGAAUGGUAUAAAGACGAAUUAUUUAUACAAAAUUUUCGAACAUAUUGCACAACAGGUCAAACGUAAGAUUUUUUGUUGGCGAGGGAAGUGUGUGAAGGGUCCCCGGAAAUUUCGAAAAAACAUUGACACACUCUUAUACAGCUUGACAAGCUGAUCAAAACCUUGGGCUCACCUUUUACUGAACCCGCCUGUGAGCUUCAACAAGAGCUCGAGAAGUUGAGCAUCAGGCCUGAUCGGAAACGGAUACUCGGAAUCAGGCCUGUGCCGGAAAUUUUCCGAAUUUUCCGAAUUUCCGGAUUUUCCGGUUUUUUCAAGGAAAAAUCAUUUUUCCAGUUUUCCGGAAAAUGUGUUCGGGAAAUCCGGAAAAUGAAUUUUAGUAGUGAUAUCUUCAAUAUUGCCUAAAUUUUGGGAAAAUUUCUCAGUUUAUGAUGAAAAAAAAAUGAAAUUUUUGGAAUUUUUCAAUAUUUACUAUUUUUUGAACGUAAAACGUCUCAAAUAGUUACUAAAUUACCUACGAAUAGAAGAAUUGUAGUUAAAACAAGUUUUAAUUCCAAAUUAAGGCUGAAAAUCAGAAUUUAAGACCUUGAAAAAUUUUCCGAAUUUUCCGGAUUUUCCGGUUCAAAAAAUCCGGAAAUUUUCCGACUUUCCGUUUUCCGGGUUUUGAUUUUCCGGCACAGGCCUGCUCGGAAUUCUGGCAUUCCGAAACGGAUAUGUUUUCGGAGUGUCCGAACAGCGAAAAAAAAAUUUGUUUUCAAAUGAUCAUAUUUUGGAACUGCCAAUCAAUAACUGAAUGCUGCUCAUUUUGAAUCAACUUUGAACCAAUUUAUGGGGUUUUUUGUUCUGAAAAUGGUUCUUUAGUUUAUCGAAAUAGGUGGUGUCAUGGAUUUUCAUUAAUUUCCACCUUAACCUGUAAUUUGGUGAUAAUUUCGAACAAUAACUCUCAAUUAGCUUGGCUGAAUGAAAACAAGACGUUUGAAAAACUCUGUUUUUUCCUUCAGAAAUUUGAAUAGAGACUCAACGGAAAUUCUGAAAUAAUAUGUCAAAAAGGGUUUUUUUUUUCUGAACUUCUUGAGCUUUUUUGGAGGUCAUAUGUAGGUGAAUUUAGCAAAAAAUAAAUACAACAACAGAAAAAGGUUUCGAUAAACAUUCCAAACCACACACUUCCCUCGUGGGUCAUUACUUAAUUCGGUUAAUGAAAUAUACUUUUCAGUGCUCCAAUAAUAAUACUGGCGGUAUGAGUUUUACGAAUUUUGAUGCUAAUUAUAAUCUUUUCAAAAAUCAGAGUCACCCCCAAGAAAAAUUAAAGGAGGGGGGGGGGGGGGAAACUUAAAAAGGUCCAAAAAAAAUAUUCCAUGAAAUUUCUUCAACGUGGUACCUAGCUCUUGGAACAUUUUUCUGGGCCUUUUUCAGAGAACAUCGCUUGGAGGUUUUACUAUUUUUGGUGAGCCUUUAACUUUGCCACAAUUUUUUUUGUAGUCUUACCCUUUUGUUUUGACUCUGAUUUCUCAACGGACAAUAUUAUCUAAAAGUUAUUGUUCAGUAUUUGCUGGAAAAUUUGAAGACUUUAUGUGGAAAUGCUAUUAUGCCAGAAGAAGCCGAAGAAAUUGCACAAUAUCGAGCGCAUUUGAUUCAAGUAUUUCGUCGAUUUCGAGUCCGGCGUAGACCAUUACCAAACCCAGGUCCAUUUUUGUCAGGUAAGCAAACAAUCUGUUUCAAAAGGGGUUUCCUUUUUAGAUAAUUUUUUCAUAAAAAUAGAAUCUGUUAGUUUUGGCGGCUCUGGUCUUCUUUUGUUGAGGGAGGAUAGGAAAAAAUUAUUUUUCUUUGUGCUUUGUUGAAAAUAAUCAGUUCAACUCAGGAGAUUUUUCGCAAUUUUGCUGACCAGAAUGCGCGAUUCUGCUUGCUAAAACAUGCGGAUCGGACACUAGUUUGCCGCGGAAUCGCGUAACUUUCCCGGAUUAAUAUAUUUCAGAGAUGAUAUAUAUCCACAAACACUCGCAAUUAGAUGCUUUGAAAGAAGAAUUUGAAUUACCCGUGUUCAAUAGAACUUUUCCAAACUACCACAACGCUAUUGAGGCCUAUUUCGAUGAAGUCCGAGCUCGUGAAUCAAUUCCAAAACUGAAAAAAGUGCUGAAACGUAAGCAGUUUUGAUUUCAAAACGGUUUUUUGACAUUUAUUUAAAGGGUUUGUACGCGAGCUUCAAAGUAAUCUUAUUGAUUUGGCAAGUAGAUUUACAUUUGUCAUUGAUUUUGUUUUGAAUUUCAGACUUUCAUCGCUGGAACAUGUGCGAAUGCAAGUUAUGAUGGUAACCCUGAAUUCAUGCAGAGAUACACGAAACGAAUUAAUGAAGAUGUGGAAAGUGUUGCGUCAUUCACCUCAAAAUGGCUGAACAUUUCGUUGGUGAGUCGGGUCUAAAUCAGGCCUGAUCGGAAUCGGAAAAAUUGAGAAACCGACAAGUUUUUCGGAAUGACACAAACGUUUCUCGGAAUCGGGAUCAUUCAGAUGUUACUUCCGAAACCUUUUGGAAUUUCGGAAUGUAUUUUUUCUUCCGAAUUUCGGAAUUUUUCGGAAUAUUUGAGCUUAAAUCAGUAAAAAAUUUAACAAGAAAUGAAAAAUUGAUAAAUUUUAUAUGUCAUUUCUCUUGUGAUUCUCGAAAAAUGAAACUUUUGUGAAUAUUAUGAAAAAAAUAAUAUUCAUUUAUUAUUGAAUAUUAUGAAAAAAUGUCCAUUUUCAUUGUUUUUCCCCAAAUGAAAGACAAGUUUUUCAAAUUUUUACUCAUUCCGAAACAUUCCGAAAAAUUCCGAAAUUCCGAGGACAAAACGUCGGAAUGAAAAGUCGGAAUUCCGAACUCCGAUCCCGAAGCUCGGAAGAUGUGAUAUCCUUCCGAACCUUCCGAUAAGGGCCAUUCCGAUCAGGCCUGGAAUGCGGUACUAUUUUUUGUAGGACGCAGCAUGGCCAUCGGCACACAACACUGUUUUAAAAGAAGCAAUUGAGGAAAACGUCAAAGAACAUGAACAGGUGGAUUAUGUAACUUUGAAAACCAUUCUCCAAGCUGCUAAUCCAAUUCUAACGAAAACAGGAUUACCAGGGUCAGUAUUUGUUUUAUAUUGAUUAAUGGUGUGCCAUAAAUACCUGGACAGCUGUAAUUUAACUCUCAACUGAAAACAGUUUUUUGUAUAUGGUUUUGAAAAUAUUUAAUUAGGCCCUAACAAGUACAUUAGAGGGGUUGUCUUUCCACAAGGCAAGAUAUGCUAAAUCGCUUGAGAUGUGUGCUUCUUGAACGUUCCGUGUUCAGAAAAAUUCUUGGUUUGCGAAUACGGAUCUUUUGGUUCAAAAACACAAGCCGCUAAAACCUUAAAACUAGGAAAGAAAGUGCGCUAUACCGCACACAUUAUUUAUUUGUGUGUACAUCUCUCGGAGUUUACACCCAAACAUUUAUUAAGUCAUUUGGGGUGUUCCAAGUCAAGUUGAUGCUGGUUUAUAGUUUGUCGAAACGCCUUUUUGCAGACGAUUUUUUUUCGGAAGUCCCAUUUUCACUUCCGAUUUUAUUCUCAGAAUUUCGGCAUUCCGAGUUUUUUUCCGAAUAAUUUUUCGAUAGUUCGGAAUUCCGAUAUUCCGAUUUCGACCAGCCCUGGACUCCAGGAUUGAAUUUAUUUCACCUUUACUGCCUAUUCGGUCCUCAAAAUCGAGGGAAAUCGAUAAUUUCUCUCGAUCGACUGUUAAACCUGUUUAAAAAAAUCUCCACCCGAAAUUGGUGUGAGACAUGGUGGACCUCUUUUCCUUUGACUUCUUGAGGCUUUAAGACAACCCCUCAAACAUUCUACAACUCGAAUAAAGGCUUCACAAUAAAACUAAUUCCACUCAAAAAUAGCGAAACCACUUUCGCGUGCCGUGGUGAAGUUUUUCUACAGAAUUUUUCAACUAGCAGAAUCAAUCAAAUUAAGAGAGAUUUCAAUUUACUCGUUAGGUAACUAAUUUUAAUUUAAAGUAUUUUUAAACCAUAUACAAAAAAACUGUUCAAUUUUUGAAAAAAAAAUAAAUUGGAUUAAAGCUCUCUGGUUAUUUAUGACGCGCCUUUUACAUAUGAUAAUACAUAUGAAGUAGAUUGUUUCAGUUUCAUUUAUCAAUUUACAAUAAUUCCAACUAAAGGCGAAAACAGUGAUUUGUUUAUGAAUGGCACAGAGAAAUAUUGUUCUCAUCAGAAACAAAUAGAUGGAUUUGACACGCUUAUUUCACGUAUACGCAAAAGGAAAAACUACAUCGAAGGUAAUAAGUUUUGAAUUUUUCAUAUAUAUUAUUUGGCCAAAAAGUUACCCAAAAUUCGUUUUUUAUGUAAACUUAUGGGGCUAUUCAGAAUAGUUUCUCAACCAAAAAAAGGAGAAAAAACUCUAUUUAGAUUCUGGGGAAAAAAAGAGGAGAAGCUCAAUUCCUCAGCCUACUUUAAAUUCAACGUUUUCAGAACAAAAAAUAAUAAGUUUAUUGUAUAUAAAACUUUUAGGAACUGUGCAAUUUAUCUGAAUAUUAAGUUAAAAAAAAAUCUGAAUAGAGUUUCUCCUACUUUUUUGGUUGAGAAACUAAUCUGAAUAGCCCCAUUACUAAAUUUGACAAAUUUAGACCCGAACGUUCCUAGGUACUGUUUUUUCGCUGAAUCAGAUUAUAUCUUUCCAUGGAUAAAAAAUACUUUCUUAACCUAAUAAGAUUUAUUAAUAGGAUGAUCAAGUUUCACCUUUUCAGAAUUUUCAAAUAUUCACUAUUCCUGGUUGAUUUUUUGUUGAAAAUACAAAGAAUUGGACUAACAACAAGAAUUUUCAACAGUGACAAAACAUAAUAAUCUUUCAUUUUCGACUCUAACAUUCGAUGUUCUGAAAAAAUCGGAACUUGAUCAUCCUAGUAAGAUCCAGAAAACAUUUUUCAUUCAUGGAUUUGUUAGAUCAGAUAAGAUUCAGCAUGAAAAUGAUACCUAGGAAGUUUUGAGUCAAAAUUCGACAAUUUUGUGUAAAAACAUGAAAAGCUAUUGUCCGUUUGGAAAUGAGAGUCACCCCGCGAAAAAAUAAAUUUGAAUUUGGGAAAAUCUCUAAUUUCCCCCUACCCCGCGAUGCGUGUGCGUUGCGGUCGCUUUCCCAUACAAAACCCUCGUUGGCUGUUUGCCAGCGCGCUCUCUCACUGUCUGCGUCUCCUGCAGCAAAUUCAAAUUUAUUUUUUCGCGGGGUGACCCUCAUUUCCAAAUGGACAAUAGCUUUGCAUUUUUUUGCAUACCGUUCUGGCCAGUACUGUAUGAGUAGCCGAAAAACACACAUCUUCUUUCAGAUCAAGUCAUCAAAAGAAUGCUUGACUUAAAUGAAGAAAUCGGACCCAUGACAGAAACAAUCACAACCCAAAUGAGGUACGUUUUCUGUUUGAAAUUGUUAAAGUGAAAAUUACAAAUACAAAAAUAGACAUAAAAAAUUUUUUUCAAUUAAAUAAUCAAAUUCAGUGAACAUUCAAAAAACACCCAUUUUUGAGCCCCAUUCGGUGUUAUCAUUUUAAAUUUACACCCCAUUUUUCGAAAAUACACGGAAAUCAGUGCAUCCCAUCCAGUAUUUGCUCUUUUGAAAAAAUGUUUAUAAAAAACCAAUUUUGCCUAUUUUUCUGGCUAGUACUGUACGUGAUAAUGAACACAUUGAAACUUCAGCUCACUCUAUGAUGAAGACAAAUUGGAAGAUAUUGCGAAAACAUUAAAUGAAAAUAUGAAACGAGAAAUUGUCAGUGAGAAUAACUUUCACUGUUGGGCAAUCGUGCGGAAAUGGAAAUAUUUUUGCCCCUCAAUAAGCUUCCCACUUUAUUCGUAUUCUUUCGGAAACUUGACCAGUAUCACUGCAAUCGAAUAUCAAAACAGAGGAUGGUUUUAUCAAAAGUGCGAGGUAUUUAUGUUUAUUUUCUUUGCUUAAAUAUCAUUGUCCUCUUCAAAGUUCUUAUUGCAUUGAUUAUCAUCAUUUUUUUCUAUUGUUUAAAAAAAAAGAUAAAAAUAAAAUUUUCAAGCAUUUGUAUUUCAUUAUUGUGGGGUUUCAACCAAAAUUUCUUGUUGCGGGUUAUGAAAAAGUCCAAAGGGAUUUUGUCUACAAAAAUGUCUAACAAAAGUUCCUGGGAGGCAAAAUUUUUUUCCCCAGCUAUUGAACAUAUUCGCGGAGUAAAAUAACUAAAACAUUUCUUUGGUGGAUGGUGCACACUCAGUAUCAGAGAAAACGGUGCAGGAGUUUCGCAAUUUGCGAGAGUACCAGGACUGCUGAACUGCUGCUGAUUUUUUGCCACUCAUUCAGCAGGCUUGCGGAGAUCCAUUAUGUGCACCUUAUGGAUCCAUCACCUCAGGGGGCUUGAUUGAUCUAUAAUGGAUCCAUUAUGGAUCCUUAUGUUAUUGCCUGUGGUAUCACCUUGGAAAUAGUCAAAAACAUGUUUUCAAGAAAAUCUGAUGAUAAAAUUUCAGUAAAUAUCGCCAAAAUGACCUAAACCCAAUUUUCUAGAUGGUCUUACUGAAGACAUCAGUAUCGAUCUUGGGAUUCAUGAAAUUUGAAGGUUAA